This is a messenger RNA of Fusarium proliferatum ET1, 2001 nucleotides long. RefSeq lists its product as uncharacterized. The coding region runs from base 1 to 2001 and encodes 666 amino acids. The record is from RefSeq and is a predicted model, not a curated record. The transcript is spliced from 3 exons. Gene Ontology annotation, molecular function: protein binding. NCBI's taxonomy places the organism in Eukaryota, Fungi, Ascomycota, Sordariomycetes, Hypocreales, Nectriaceae.
AUGUGGAUCUCAAUCUCUCCAGCCAGCCAAAUUCGCCAGGGCUUGGUCCUUCUAUUCUUAUCGUUCUUUUGCGUCAACCUCACAGUGCAGCAACGAGAUCCCAUAUCGAAUUUCUGUCGAAGAUGGGGUCAUCAGAGUGCUGUGGUUGACGACAAACUUUACAUUGGUGGAGGGUUGGUUACCUAUGAUGGUAGUUCUGGAACACCACAAAACUUCUCCAACCCCUACUUUAUUUAUCAUGAUCUCAGCAACGUAGCCAGUUCAGGCAUGCCCCAACCAUACGCGAACCUGAGCAAGAACUCCACGGUUCCCGAUGUUAGUGGCGGAAUCUUUUGGCCUGAUACUAUCAACAAGAAGAUUUAUCUCUUUGGCGGCGAAUUCAAUGGUGUGACCCCUUGGGACUUCGACCUUUAUGCUUACGAUAUCAUAAAUGAUGAGUGGGACAACAUGGGGGUCUCUAGAACAGACGACGUUGUCGGGCUCAGCUAUGGAGCUGGGUUGUCCAUUCCGGAUCGGGGAGAGGCCUACUACUAUGGCGGAUGGAUGAACAAUGCGACCGACGCGGAUUGGGGUGACGCUCCCCAGAUACCAACAUCAUACCUCCUGCGGUAUGAGAUGGACACGAACAGUUGGUCCAAUGACACAGGACCUGACGAUAUUGGCCGCGCCGAGGGUGUGAUGGUUCACAUCCCUGCCGGAGAUGGUGGUAUGCUUGUUUACUUUGGCGGAAUCAGAGCCGCCGAAGAUGGUGGUUGGGAAGGUCAACCAAUGGAUCAGAUUAUUCUGUAUGACGUUCUGAGCGGUAAAAGUUAUUUCCAAAAUGCAACGGGUGAUAUUCCAGAAUCACGUCGACGAUUUUGCGCUGGCGCUACGUGGACCAAGGACCAGUCUUCUUACAAUAUCUACUUAUAUGGGGGAGCUGGUGAAGAGCUGGGAAGUUCUGGAUUUGAUGACAUUUAUAUCCUGACGCUCCCUACCUUCACGUGGAUCAAGAUGUAUCCCGAAGGAAACGGAACUGGGGAUUACCCUCAUCACAGCUUUACCUGCAACGUUGUGAACGAGGCACAGAUGUUGAUUCAUGGUGGUUUCUUCCCCCUGACAAAUGACUGCGAUGUUCCAGACCAAUGGGGUUUACACGACAUGUCCCUGGGGCGACAAAACAAGGACAAGUCGCCCUGGAUGCUUUACGAUCCCGAAUUGACCAAAUAUGCCGUCCCCACUGACAUUAUUUCAGUUGUGGGAGGAAAUCCUAGCGGCGGAGCGACCAAGACAGCACCAGCCGGUGGCUUCGACCACCAAGAUCUGAAAGCCCUCAUGACGCGGACGGCAUCGGCUGGAUCAAGGACUGCAACCCGAGAUGUAUCUGGCCCUACUGAGACUGGAGAUCAUGAAAGUGGAGCGACGUUAUCAACUGGUGCGAUUGCAGGUAUCGCAGCUGGCGGAGCUGUAGCUCUUAUUGUCGUGCUCGUGACAUGUUUCUGCCUCAUCCGAAAGCAUCGACGUCGGCGAGAACGUGUUGGAUCACAGCAGCCGAUGACUCAAUCCUACGACUACCAUCAUCCCCAGCAUCCAUCUUUCGCCUCGAACCAACCGUCCCCUAGCCCUUGGAGUCCACAGUCAUCGAACUUCACCCCUUCAAGCCCUGUGGGCUAUGCGGGCCCGCAAGUUGCCCAGUCACACUCAGGACCGCCAGUGGAACUGCCAUCUGGGCAUCCCGAAGACUCGUCUUACGUUUCACCACGUACAGAGCCAGUUUCGGCGGUUGAACCCAAAUAUGAUGCAAAUGGAAAUCUAUGGGUUCCCCAGGUGAGCAUGAUGCAGAUCCCGGACCAAGGCCAUUCCCCCGGAAGUCCUCCAUACUACGACGGCACGAUGGUUUCUAACUCAUCGAAGAAUGGACCAGAGUAUUUUCCACCCGGUGCACCGCAGGAACUUGCGGCAGAACGUCGCACUUCGUACGUACCUGGACAACCAGUCCACCAGACGUAUUACCAUCCAUGA